Molecule: messenger RNA, 2117 nt
Organism: Ceutorhynchus assimilis (cabbage seed weevil)
Lineage: Eukaryota; Metazoa; Arthropoda; Insecta; Coleoptera; Curculionidae
Source: the annotation of a GenBank genome assembly
AUGUCUACCGCAGCAGUAGACGAAACAAACGAAAUCGAAUCAGCCAAAAAACAAGGCAAAUAUGUAGUCCUUGCUGGGUGCGUGCCCCAAGGUGCCCCAAAAUCCUCCUUUGUGCAAGGUUACAGCAUUAUAGGGGUGCAACAGAUUGAUAGGGUUGUAGAAGUUGUGGAAGAGACUCUUAAAGGCAACACUGUUAAAUUGUUAGGCCAGAAAAAACAAAAUGGUAAAAAAUCUGGCGGGGCCUCACUACUUUUACCUAAAGUAAGAAGGAAUCCUCUAAUUGAAAUCAUUGCCAUUAAUACUGGCUGCCUGAACCAGUGCACCUACUGUAAAACCAAACACGCCCGAGGCGAUCUUGGUAGCUACCCGCCUGAAGAAAUCGUUGCCAGAGCUAAACAAGCCUUUGAAGAAGGCGUAGUAGAAAUAUGGCUAACAUCAGAAGACACUGGUACUUAUGGCAGAGAUAUAGGCUCAUCCUUGCCAGAACUUCUAUGGAUGUUAGUUGAAGUGAUUCCUGAAGGCUGUCGUUUACGUUUAGGCAUGACCAAUCCCCCAUACAUCCUGGAACAUUUGGAAGAAAUUGCGAAAAUCAUGCACCAUCCUAGAGUUUAUGGGUUUUUGCACGUGCCAGUGCAAAGCGGCAGCGAUCAGGUUUUAGCCGACAUGAAACGCGAAUAUUGCAGAGCGGAUUUUGAGCGGGUGGUUGAGUUUUUGCAAGAAAAAGUGCCUGGAAUGACUAUAGCUACUGAUAUUAUUUGUGGCUUUCCUACUGAAACUGAAGAGAACUUUGAAGAUACAAUGACUUUGUGUGCAAAGUACAAGUUUCCUAGUUUGUUUAUUAAUCAGUUUUUUCCAAGGCCAGGCACUCCUGCUGCUUUAAUGCCUAGACUUGAUUCGCAACAGGUUAAAAAAAGAACAAAAAGGUUGACAGAGUUGUUUUACAGCUACGAGCCUUAUGGGCAUCAAGUAGGACAAAUACAGGAAGUUUUAGUAACAGAGGUAUCUCACGAUAAAAAAUACUAUGUUGGUCAUAACCAGUUUUAUGAACAAGUUUUGGUACCAAUGAGGCCCAAUUUUAUGGGCAAAUUAGUUAAAGUACAAAUAAGCAGUGCCUCUAAGUUUUCCAUGAUGGGGCUGCCUUUGGACGAAGUCGUGAUGCCUGGAUUGGUUAAACCUUUGGAAAAAGGGGCAGUUUCUGGAUUGAAACUUGAGAAAAAUGACAAUAAGGUUAGUAGUGAUUUUGAUAUUAGCUUUGGGUGCCUCUAGUACUUGUGACUAUAAGUAUAAUUAUCAGGUUUUUGUGGAAUUUGUUAUAAAUGCGUUAUGUUAUUGUAUUUUGGUGUUUAUUAAUAGCACAAUAUACAAUUUAUUAACCAUAGGACACGGUGUACCCCAUAUUUUUCAUCAGAGUUUCUUUGAUGGCCGGCUGUAGCUCUUUUUGCAUGUAAGAUGUGAGCAACUGCCUGAUUCCUAAAAAAACAACCAAUCAAAUGUUUUGUAUUAAGGAAAAUAUAAUAGAUUACCCUUCAAAAAUAUAUCCUCCAUUUCCCUACUGACUUCCUCGUCAGGGUCUUCGGCGUAAUCUCUUCUUUUUAAGCCCGGUUCACAUCCGUAAGCGUACACAGAAAUGAAACCGGGUUCUAAAAAGUGACUGUCGGUUUUGACGUUGAACUGGCCUCUUUCGCGUCUGAUUGGCUCAGUGUGGAAUCUAAAAAUAAUACAUCAUGUAAGUGAGUGACAAAAUAUAAUGAAUAGUUGGAUUUACUAAUGAAGUAAGUAUUGUGAAUUUAAUAUUUGAGACCACCGGAAUUUAAAAUUGCAAUUGUGACCCCCAUCCACAAGGCUGGCAAUACAAACGAUAUCAGUAACUAUAGACCCAUAAGUGUAAUCAAUAACUUUGCAAAAAUAUUUGAAAAAUGUCUCAAGGAAAGAUUGAUGAAAUUCUUGGCUGUUUAUGUAUAAAUUGGUAAAACAAAUGACUGCAUAGCUAGAUGGUGUAGAGAAGAGCAUUGCUGUAUUCUUGGACCUGGCUAAGGCCUUUGAUACUGUGUCCCAUGCUAUAUUAUUGAACACACUUGAGAAGUGUGGUGUUAGGGAUAGGGCAUUGGAAAUCUUUG